Molecule: messenger RNA, 1920 nt
Organism: Hermetia illucens (black soldier fly)
Lineage: Eukaryota; Metazoa; Arthropoda; Insecta; Diptera; Stratiomyidae
Gene: fd102C
Product: forkhead box protein C1-B
Exons: 3
Coding region: 1-1920 (639 amino acids)
Biological process (GO): regulation of transcription by RNA polymerase II; cell differentiation; anatomical structure morphogenesis
Molecular function (GO): DNA-binding transcription factor activity, RNA polymerase II-specific; RNA polymerase II cis-regulatory region sequence-specific DNA binding
Source: RefSeq, a predicted model, not a curated record
AUGUGCAGUAAUGACAACGUAGAUGAACGUAUCUCAAGAAUAGUUAAUUCCUCGCCAGCUGAACUAACGAGAAAUUCAACGAAAUCAAACAAUUCUUCCAUUUCAUCUGAAUCGAAGACUGCGUUAUUUAAUUCUGCAUCGUCCAGUAGUGCUACUACAAACCUUUUCCAUCAGCUCCAGCAAAAUCAUUCCUAUCAACGGCAGCAAUACAAUAGAUUGCCUGGACAAGCCAGUAGCAGUGGAACAGUUCAUCAUCAUCACCAUUAUCACCCGACCACAAAUAUGUCAUCCAUGCUUGGAGGAAACAGCAUUGUACCGCCGGGAAUUCUUCCACCAUUAGACCACUAUCGUCUACAGCUUUAUAACUACGCAGUAGCGGAGCGCUUACGAUGUUCUCAAUAUAACACUGGCGGACAACUACAAAUAUGUGGACCAGGAUAUCCUUCGGCAGCUGCAACAGCUGCUGCGGCGGCCGUAUCAGCCGGCGGCAACCCAUACGCCCCAUCUCGUUUCGCCCUUUCAAUGUCUUUUUUCCAUAACCGUGUUUUUCAACCAGAAGAACCUAAGCCACAACAUAGCUACAUUGGACUAAUUGCAAUGGCAAUUUUGAAUUCACCAGAAACUAAACUGGUCCUGUCAGAUAUAUACCAACAUAUCCUUGACAAUUAUCCAUAUUUCCGAACAAGAGGACCUGGAUGGCGAAACUCGAUCCGGCAUAAUCUAUCGCUAAAUGAUUGCUUUAUUAAGGCAGGACGUAGCGCCAAUGGCAAAGGUCAUUAUUGGGCUAUACAUCCAGCGAAUUUGGAAGACUUCAAGAAGGGUGACUUUCGUAGACGAAAGGCUCAGCGAAAGGUGCGCAAACAUAUGGGAUUGGCUGUUGAUGACGAAGGAACCGACUCUUCAAGUCCUCCACCGCUUGCUGUGACACCACCACCAACAGGUCGCCCUCAGCCGGGCUUGGUUCUUGACGCCUCAACUCAAUCGGCCUUCUGUGCACAAUCCUGGGCGGCAGCAGCUGCGGCUCAUGUACAAGCCCAAGCUCAAGCUGCAGUAGGACAACAAUCAUUGACGUCAUCGUUUUACUCACAAUCCUCACGAAAACGACAGUUUGAUGUUGCAUCUUUGCUUGCUCCAGAUGAAGACGAACAUGUAAUCCAUCGAAGUACACGAUCACCUUCGUUCCCUUUUGUCGACAAUCCCCGCCAAAAUAGACAGUUCCAACAGAGCCAACAGGCACAUGAUUCACAGCAUUUAUCGCAUUUGAAAGGAUCAUCUGCAAAGCGAUUGUCACUGGGCGCUGCGCAGUACAAUGAAAGCGAAAAUGAAGAAGAUAUUGAUGUUGUAGCUAGUGAUGUUGAAAAUAAUAAUAACAACGCCACCAAUAACCAGGAUGAUGCCAUCGAUCGUGACAAUUCCCCAUUAUUACUCCCUUAUAAUGAGGAUGAAGAGAGCACAACAGGAGGUGAGGAGCUACAUAAGGAGGAUAUUAUUGACACUAACUCUGCCAAUCAACAGCAUCAACAACAACAACAACGUCAACUCGAGUCACAACACCAACGUCAACAGUCACCAGUAGCUGCACCCAUGAUUUUUGGUGACGAAGAUAAUGCAUUAGCCGAGAGUAGCAGUGACAGCAAUCCAAUGGCAAGAGCAGCUGCAGCUGCUGCCGCCGCAGCUUCCUGGCAUGGCAUCAUUCAACAAUGGCCAGGAAACUUUCAGCAACAUUUGAAUAAUGUCUCACCAAAUGUAAAUACUCAAAUACUCCAGAGAUACUAUGGGCAGUAUAUGGCUGCUGCAGCGGCACAACAGGCUGCCGCUGCCGCUAACACUUCCCAAACAUCCUCUGUCCCCCAACUGAAAACGCAAAAUACCAGCUCUAAAAUAAUUUCUCACUCUAUUUUUGGAGGAAGUUUAGAGUAG